This is a messenger RNA of Sordaria macrospora k-hell, 2247 nucleotides long. NCBI's taxonomy places the organism in Eukaryota, Fungi, Ascomycota, Sordariomycetes, Sordariales, Sordariaceae. The record is from RefSeq and is a predicted model, not a curated record.
AUGUCGGCCAUGGAUAUCGUUUCCACCGUGCACCUCCUCAUUAACUUGGGAUUGGAAAUCAAGUCCCGAUUGGACUCGCUCAACCAAGCUGCCGAAGAGCUUCAACUGCUGACCACCAAUCUUAUAAUUUUGUCGAAGGUGUUUGAGGACCCCGUGCAUGAGGACAUCUUCAAGAGCAAUGUGAAGGAGUUCACGAUAAUACUGGAUGUCCUGCAAAGCAUCGGACAGUCGUGCGCAGAAUGCGCAAAGGCCUUGGACAUUGACAUUGCUGGAGCGAAAAUUGCGACUAAGACAGAGUCGCGUAGCAAGAGAUUUAUGAAGCGGAUAUGGGCUUUCAAUAGGAUUCCUGACCUUCUCGCGGAUAUUCAGCGCAAGGCCGAACAACUUCAACGGGCAUACAGCGCAGUGUCUCUUGUAUUUCUCCAGGACAUCAAGGUGCAACAGGGACGGGCGAUUGGGAAGGAAACCGUUGAAUCCGCCGUCGUACGAAAACCGACUAUCCAUGAAAACUUACUCAACCUGGAUUUCAGCACGGAUUUUGCUGACAUCGACCGGAUCGUGGGAAGUCUCAUGAAGGAAUGUGAAAGACUUCGGCAACAACUCCAGGAGGCUACUCUGUUUCCCGACACGUCAGCUGUUCAAGAUUAUCAAGCACAGAACCCAGAAGCAGCAUCAUUUUGGAAAGAUCGAUUUCAAAAAGAUGAACUCAACGCCUCGGAUCUUCGCUAUGAGACGUUAUACGUUUCUUGGGCACGCUUCGUACAUGAGGUAGAAACGUCUUUUGUUCUCAACAAGAUACCGACUGGAGUUUUUGAACCUGGAAACAUCGACUUUGUUCGCCGGCAAGGAUCUCGCUAUUGGCUUGAUAAAAGGGGCACGCGUCGUCUUUCCACAAUCCGGCCUCUCUGGCUCCCGGCUCUUCGGUCUGCUCUCGAUCCACUACACAAGGGUUACGUCAAGCCUCAUGACUAUUUCAAUCUUCUUCACGACUCCUCCUUGUCUGACACGCUGAGAAGGUUGGCCCUCGAAAACGCAGGCUACGGUACACUUGUCGAAUGUGAAAGGGAAUCCGGGGAUCUGCCUUUGCCGGCGGCAAUCGAGUGCCCUUCUGAUCACGUCGGCUGGAUCUCUGCUCAGAUUGUGGCCGUUCCAACACCUGAUGAACUUGGAAUCGUUACCGAGCAAGAGGUCAGGGAUUCAAGCGGCGACGCCCUCUUCGGUUACUUCAACGAUACUUCCCAAGACGUUCACGUCUACGUACGCUACCUUCAGACCGGUCAAAUCGAGCGUAAGAGUCUCUCGAAGCGAGUUCGUCCAGUCGGAGGCAUUUCUCUCGGCGCUGAAUUGUCUAUCCGGUAUGAGCUGGAAUCGGGUGAUCAUGCCUGGAGCGGUGACCUUCACAUCACCGAGUUCAAGGCAUGUUACGGGGGCCGGCCGCUCAAGAAUUCCUUCAAAAAGAUGCUACGCGACGACGACGGUCCCUCAAGUUCUACCAUACCGGAAUUUGAGUGUACGCUUUUAGGGCCAUCCAAGGUAUUCACCCAGCCACCGAAAGUUGGCGAAAAGGUUCAGAUCGAGCACGACGGACUUUGGCACGAUUCGCGAGUCACGCUAGUGGACGGCGAUGAGAUAGAGUAUGUCGAUUGGGACAGUGCACCGGAGCAAGUUCCAGUCGAUAAUACAGAAGCCCAGGACGAUAGUGAAGACGACGAGGAUCAUAGCGACAGCCUUUUCUUUCCCGAGGAGCAGUUGGUGGAACUCGAAAAGGGCGCGCGGCGGCUAUGGCGACCAUGGCGGAGAAACAUCCAACGGUACGACGUUCGACCUUAUCGUUGCUUCCACAUCGGCGACUCUAUCGAGGCACCCGUCAUGUACCCGGAUUUCCGAUACCACUACCAUGUUACCGAGAACUCGGAGCUCUACCUUCCUGCUCGAAUUGUUGACGUCCAAGGCGACCAGUAUGUGGUCGAAUUCAGUCCGGCGCUUUCGGUUCAUGGGUGGUGGCCAGGAAGGAUACCUAAGGGUGCACAAGUAGACCUAGUGCCAGGAUCAGGCAUCAAGGCAGAAAACCCGAUCGACUUCAAUCGCGUGACGGUAGGCAUGGAUAGGGUACGUCCUUUCUCUGCGGGGCCACGACCGGUCCUGGGUGUUCAGUCCGCGAAGCCAUCUGGGUGGAGUUCAUUUCAGGGCGUUCAUCUCUGCAAUCUUGAAGAUCUUUUGGAGCGGAGUCUUUGGAACGACGUGUAG